AUGGGUGAAGAACCCAAUCAAACUCUAAUUGAUGAGGUGCAAGAUGAGCUUGCAAAUGAAAGAGAUGUUCAAGAGGGUCAUCAAGAUCAUAGACAAGAAAACGAUGAUAUGAUUAGCGGAGAGCCAAUUAGAGAUAAUGUUGCUGACAUGGAAGCAAGUUUAAAGAGGUCGAGGAAACUCAAAAGUCUAGAAACAUGCAAUUGGACAACUGCUAUAUAUGAAGUUUUGCUUGAUGCAUAUUUGCAUCAAUAA
This is a messenger RNA of Lathyrus sativus (Indian pea), 252 nucleotides long. Lineage: Eukaryota; Viridiplantae; Streptophyta; Magnoliopsida; Fabales; Fabaceae. The record is from the annotation of a GenBank genome assembly.